AUGAGCAGCAACAUCCGCAACAGCAAUAAGUCCAAGUUCAUAAUAAAUACUUCAGUUGAAUAUUUUGCGGCUAGCUCAAGCGUUGGUCAAGCUGCUGACGAACAUCUGUCCGCCAUCCAUGAGUUUCUCGAGAACGACGAACUCACCGUCAUUGCAGCGGUGCAUAACAAAUCGGAUGGCAGCAUAAAAUUUCAUCAUCGCAUACCGGGUGACGAGGUUUGUUUGCUCUUCUAUAAGAUACCUCAGGUCGGUGGCAAGGAUAGUGAAGCAUAUGACCAACCGCUUGGUAUUUUGACGCUCGAGGGCGGUUUGGUCAAGUCGAUUUACAAUUCUGUUUCGCGUGUAUUCUCACCGCAAGCUGAAGCCAGAAAAACUGAGUAUAGCUCGGAGCUAAGUGGUUUACUCGAAAAUUUGCAUGUCUCUUUGGGCUCAACAUUGGGUUUACCAAAAAGUGGUGUAACGUCCGUAAAAGACGAAAUUAAAUAUUGGAGGCAAAAAUUUAAUAAAAAAUCGAGUUCACGCAUUGAACGUGAAAUGUCACAAGUCUUUAUUGGUAUUCUAGAAAAUAUUGACAAGCAAAUGAGCACACUCGAUUCUGGUAAUACUGGUGGCAGCAUUGAGGAGUUUUUGGAUAGUUCACACAACAGUUUGGAUGAACUAUGGCGAUUGCCCUAUCAGUUUCCACAAGCACGCAUGGGCGAUCUUUUGGAUAUUAUAGGCAAUCGUUUGCUGGAAAUUUGUGUGGAGCAACUUCUGAUGGAGGACAUGUGGAAUUUAAACUCGCAACACGUAAAUACAUUAAUGAGUCAAGCCAUUGAUACCGCCGACUCUUGGAUGCAGCUCUGCGACUCGCUUACGCGUCUCUUCUGGCCAAAUUAUGUGCAGCAUCCCUGGGUUGGAGAACCGCACAUGCCCAAACGUGGGCAACAAUUUAAAGAACGACUUUCAGAGAUAAAGAAUAUUAAAAGUCUCUACAAACAAAUCGCUACCUUACUGGAUGACGAAGAGAUGAAGAUUAUGCUCUACGAGAGUUCGCCAUUUAAAGAAAUUAAUAUAUUCGACACAACCCCACUGGGUCAAUCUAAGUGGAAUAAAGCUUUGCAGUAUUUCGAGCAAGUGCUGCAGCCCAUCGAUGAGCGUAUCGCCUCAGCGUUGAAAGCUCAGCUGCACAAUCAUCUCAGCAAUCCGCGACAAGUUAUAUUUAUCUUCUCAAAAUACGAGACUCUCAUACAGCGGCCAGCCGUGCUGGAGUUGCUGACGAUUGAGCGUGAACAAUUCCUACAAUCCCUACAAUUUCUGCUGCAAGACUUACGCAAAGCCAUGUCCGAUACAAAUAUGGAACCUGACACUGGUCAUUUGUCAGUGAUUUGCAAUGAAUGCCGUUGGCUGAAGGUCGUACAAUACCAGAUACAAGAAAUCGAGAAGGUCAGCCACUUGAUCAGUGGACGCGAUGGCUACGAUAAGAUUAAUAAAGCCGUGCAAGAGCUCAAGGAGGAGACCGAAUCUUUAUUGCGUACCAACUUCGAGAUUUGGUGUGGGCAGUGCGCCACAGAUGUCAAGAGUGGCGAGUUGAGAUUGCGUGAAGAUCAACCAGUUGUGAAAUUCGAGAAGGAAGGUCGACAGCUGAUGCGUGUGACAUUCAAUCCCAAAUUGGUCAUGUUCUGUCAGGAUGUACGUGAAUUCGAAAAUCUCGGCUAUAAUGUGCCCUCUGAGCUGCGUUCCUCAGCUACACAUGCCGCUAAAUUUAUGAGCUAUGCGCGUCGCUUACAACAGAUCGCCACAUUUCACAAUACCAUUGGCGAUCGCAUGAUACCGUGCCAAAGACCUAUCAUGUUAAAGAACGCAGUGGAAUUAUCGAAACUAGUGCAAAGUGAGACAGUUGCUUGGAACGAUGAGGAGUCCGUGCAGCGUUAUGUGAACACGUUGCAAACGGCAGUGUCGAAACUUUCCGCGGAUAACACGCUCUUAGUGGGCUAUCACGAGCAGGGAAAACGAACGGUCGUGAAGCUCAUGAAUACCGAUUUGUUUACACAAACUCAAGUGUGGAAAGAUGAAAUGCGGCAUCUGCGCGAGUUGGUCGCCACAAUGGAGCGUCAGGGUUACACCAACUUGGAUGCCUUUAAGUUGCAUUGGGAUCAUCAACUCUACAAGGUGUUGGAAUAUCAGUAUAUAAUCGGGCUGGUGGACAUGAACAAUAAACUACCGGACAUACAUAUCGACAUUAUGUUUAGACAACGUCAACUUUGCUAUCGUCCACCCGAGGAGGAGAUACGUGAGAAGUAUUUCACACAGUUGCGGCGCUUCAUCGAACGCCCCAGCAGCUUUCGUGGUCUAUCCGAUAAUAGCACGGACUUAUUCAAAUCUAUGGUUGAAAUAAAUCGUCACUACUUCGGACCACUUUUUCAACGUGCCGAGGACUUAUUUCGUAAGCUUCAACAAUUCAAAGCCAUCUGGUUGCCUUGGGUUUCAUUAGGCUGUGUGGAUAUUGAGGAGUUAUGCAGCAUCCACCUGACCGUGGCCGACGAUUGGGAUCGUGAGUUUAAAGCUUGUAAAAAUUUCAGUCAAAAAAUAGCGAAAAUUCAAAACACCGAAGAAUCGAUAGACUGCAUAAUUAUCAAUACUUCAACUUUGCGUUCGGAAAUCGAGCUCAUCAGCCGACGUUACUGGGAAGCGUUGACAAACAGCUUGCGUGCAGCCAUUGUAAAUGAUGUGACCGUAAUACAGGAGUUCCUGCAGAACUCGAUACAGUUUUUAAAUAAUGUACCCAUGGACGAGACAACAAUUACGGAGUCCGGCAUGAAAUAUGAAAAGAUGAUGUCGGAAUUACCAAAGAUAUCAGAGACACUUGACUCAGUCAAGGGCAAAGAUUCCUGUCUAGCUGGUUGGUGUAAGGAGCGUGUUACUGCACUGAGCAAUAUACUCUUGCAAUGGGAGCGACUUCAACCUCUCAUUGAAAAUCACGCAGUUAUAUUGCAGCGUCAAGUUGAUAUGAUCAAAGACCAGGCACACUCUCAAAUUCAAAAUUUGCAGAAUGAAGCCGAGAAGUUUUUCUUACGCUGGGAGUCAACCAUCAGCGAACUGGAGAGUAAUGAGAAUGCCACAUUGGAACUAUUCAAGGAACGUCAGGAGCAUUGGCAACAAAUACAAGCGAAAAAGACUCAGUUGCUUGAAGAGUGCGCCAAAUUCAAUAUGUCAUUUCCGACAGAGCAGUUGACGCCUUUCGACGAUAUCGAAGCGAAAAUGUUGGCACAAUCGAAGCAAUGGGAAGUUUACGACAGUUAUCUUAUUGAACUGAAUGCCAUCAUCGAUGAGGAAUGGGCUAUCUAUCGCCGGCGUCCCUAUGUAUUAAAUGAAUUUGUCAACAAAUGGGAGAGCUCCGUGCAUGCGUCAAUAGAUUUGCCUUCUAAACGUAUACGACAAAGUGUGGAGCGAUUGCAAGAUGUUAUGCCGAUUUUGCAAAAAUUGCAAUCAGAUACUUUAUCUGAGCGACAUUGGGCGCGCAUUUUUAUGUUGCUAAACAAACAGGAUCCAAAGCCGUUACACAAUCUCUAUCUGCGUGAUAUCUUAGAGGAUUGCUAUGCUCUACAAAAAGCCGCGCCGGAGAUAACGAAUCUAGUAAAACAAGCUGCCUCAGAGCAAAUUGUUCGUCAGGCCUUAACUGAAUUGGAUCAAUGGUCUGUGACUGCUAAUCUUAAGUUGACCGAUCAUAAAGACUCCGCUGGCCACAGUGUAUCGCUCAUCAGGGACUAUCAAGAAGUUUUGAAUAAAAUAGGUGAUAACCAAUCUUUGCUACAGUCAACUAAGAACUCAGCAGCUUUCGAGGCAUUCUCCGAUCAGGCAGAAUUAUGGGAGAGUCGAUUAAAUACUCUCGACUCGUUGCUCACCAGUUUGAGUCAGUCGCAACGACGAUGGGUAUACUUGGAACCCGUCUUCGGCGCCGGCACACUAAGAAACGAAGAAGCACUCUUUCGACGCAUCGACAAGGAUUUUCGCUAUGUGAUGCGCGAGAUUCAAGCAGAUCCACGCAUAAUAUCACUUAUCAAAAUUAACAAUAUAUCAACCAUAGUCAAUUCACUGGAAACGCAGCUAACACGUUGUCAAAACAAUCUGAUGACCUACAUUAUGGAUAAACGAAAUUCAUUUCCUCGUUUUUAUUUCCUUGGUGACGAUGAUUUGCUGGAGAUAUUGGGACAAGCAACGAAGGAUGCUGAAAUUAUACAAAAACAUAUCAGAAAACUCUUUCCCGGCUGCCACAGUCUUGGCAUAUCAAAGUCACUGAACGAAGAACCAACCGUUUACAGUAUACAAUCGGUGCUGAGUGCAGAAGGCGAUAUUUUGCAGUUGCGACAAGUUGUGCCCAUGAAAGGACCCAUUGAGAAUUGGCUCAAUCACUUAGUUAGCUCCAUACAGAGCACACUCAAGGAUGCAAUAUUUGAAUGCUACACAGUCACAGGCGGAGAAAGAUUCACCGAAUCGAUGUUACGAAAAUACCCCAUCCAAGUGUUGAGCACCAGUCGAGCCCUGCAGCACACCCAUCAAACUGAGAAAGCCAUACAGUCCAUGUCACUGCGUAAGCUGCAUCAGGCGUUGAACACUGAAAUAACACACUUCGCCAACAUGAAAAACCAAACAAACGACACACUGCUACAGAUUAAACUGCGUGCACUGCUCUUCGAUUUGGUGCAUUAUGCAUCGGUGGUGGAGGAGCUGCAACAGCAGAAUGUAAUGCAUAUCACCGAUUGGCAUUGGCUGUGCCAGUUGAAGUUCUAUUUGGCUGGUGCUGAUGGGCGCUUGGUUGUUGUGCGUAUGGUUUACGCUGAGUUCGAGUAUUCCUACGAGUUUCUCGGCAAUCCCAACAAGCUGGUGAAUACCAAGCUGACGCACAAAUGUUAUCUCAUACUCACACAAGCAAUGCAUAUGGGUUUGGGCGGCAAUCCAUUCGGUCCGGCUGGCACGGGUAAAACGGAGUGUGUUAAGGCGCUGGGUGCUAUGUUGGGCCGUUUGGUGUUGGUUUUCAAUUGUGAUGAGAAUGUGGAUACUGAAUCGAUGAGCCUAAUUUUAACUGGGCUGGCGCGUUGCGGCGCUUGGGGCUGCUUUGAUGAAUUCAAUCGUCUACAUGAAGCUACGCUCUCAGCUAUUUCUAUGCUAAUACAACCCAUACAGAUGGCUCUAAAGGAUAAAACGGAUGUGGUUCAAAUUGGCGAGAGAAAUACCAAACUUGACCAGCAUUGCGGCAUUUUUGUCACCUUAAAUCCAGCUGGCGCCGAUUAUGGUGGCCGUCAAAAGUUGCCCGGCAACAUACAAGCGCUAUUUCGGCCCAUUGUAAUGCAACAGCCUGAGCCGUUGGAGAUCUCACGUGUCAUGCUAUUUGUGGAGGGAUUUCAGCACGCUAGUGAAAUUGCCGAACGAAUUGUCGAACUUUUCGAUUUGUGCACAAAAAUGCUAUCAGCUCAACGUCACUACGAUUGGGGCUUACGCGAGUUGAAAACCAUUCUAUUAGCUUGUGGCACUGAACUACGCGCACAGUUAAAUACAAACAAAGAGACAAAGAGCAUUGACUUAGCUAGUGCCGUUGUAGACAUCAGUGCUGCAACAUCAAAUGCCACAGAUAGUAGUUUGAAUAUGGAAAUGUCAGUGGCAGUGCACAUGUUACGCAUGUCCAUUCUAUCGAAGUUGCAACUACAUGAUGUGGCUCGGUUCGAUAUGUUACUGACAAACGUUUUUCCGGAAAUUGGAAAAGUCGCUCAUUGUAAAUCUGAGGUACAACAAGCAUUAGUGGAGGCGUGUACGAAACUUGGACUCUGCGUCAACGACAUGCAAAUCAAAAAGGCCCUGCAGCUGCAGGAACAACUUAACAAGCGUAUGGGUGUUGUGGUGGUUGGGCCGCCAGGGUGUGGAAAAUCGACGGUAAUCACACUGCUUAGGCAAGCUUUGAUGUCUACUGCAAUGAAGUCGACAUCGAAAACGGCGUCACAAAUUCGUCUUCACACAAUCAACCCAAAAUCGAUGAGCCGCGUACAACUGCUCGGUCGCCUUGACCCAGAGACACGCCAAUGGAUGGAUGGUGUGUUGACCAAUACGGCUGUGAUAGUAAAUGCGGAGCCGUCAAAUGUUCAUUCGUGGAUUGUGUGUGAUGGCAGCAUUGAUCCGGAGUGGAUUGAAGCUUUGAAUUCAGUGUUAGAUGAUAACAGAUUGUUGACCCUGCCAUCAGGCUGGCGUAUACAGUUCGGCAGCAAUGUGAAUUUUAUUUUCGAAACGGAUGAUGUCCGUCACGCUUCACCAGCCACCAUUUCGCGCAUGGGCAUUGUGAAUAUGAACCCCGCCGACUUUCCGCAAGCUCAAAUAUUGGAAACCAUGUUGGCCAAGGAAGAGUUCGGUGAUUUGUUGCACACUUACAUUGAAGAACUAUUCAAGCCAGCCGCACAGUGGCUGGAAAAGGAGUACUUGCACUGUCUACCAGCGCUAAAUACUUGGACAUUACUACGCGCGCUCUUACUGCGCCUGCGCACCGUUCAGAGUCGGGAGGAGUUUAGCGUGACUUUAUGUCGCUCUCUAUAUGGCUUCUUGCCACCCGAACGCCAUAACGAAUUCGCUAAUUUUAUAUACGAACGCGCAAAUAUUUACACAAGCAAUCCAAAUCGUGCUGAACUUGCCUACUUUAAUAGCGAACGCGGUACGAUUGAAUUUUAUGAAUCAGAUAAUUUACCGUUAAUGAAUGCAAGCGAUGGCGUGCAACUCAUACAGACGGCCGCUGUGAAAUCGUAUUUGAGCACCUUGCACAACUACUUAAGCGCCCCGGUUAAUACGCCCUUUCUUAUAGUGGGUCCCACGGGCGCGGCCAAGACGCUUUUGUUGCUACAGGCUGUGCAGGAGUAUGCAGGCUAUGACUUGAUUGUCAUUAACUGCUCCAUGCAGCUCACACCUGCCUACAUUUUGCAUUGCUUGAAACAGAACUGUGUUGUCGUGAGCGGUCUACGUGGACGCGAAUUCAAACCGAAACAAACACGUCUGUUGCUGUAUUUGAAGAAUCUGGAUUUAUGCUACUUAGACGCAUGGGGCACAAGCGAAAUUAUGGAGCUACUUUUGCAACUGGUACAACGUGCCGGUUUCUACGCAGACAACUUGGAAUGGAUGCACACUAGCGGCGUACAAAUAUGCGGUUCGCUUUCCCAAGCCAGCGCUGCUACUAUGAGUGGUGGUCUGCACAAGUUGGCGCCCCGUUUCAUAGCAUUGAAUCAGUUCUUGCGCGUGAGCUAUCCAUCUGAUGUCGAUAUGUUGAGCAUUGUGCAGAGUCAGCUGGAGCCCCUACUGACGAGUGGACGUUUUAAAACAGUUGCAGUUAAUGUGCAGUACGUCGUUGAAGGUCUGUUGGAGUUGUUCAAAAAAAUACAAGCCACAUUCACUACUUCCGCACAAGCGUGGGAACACUACAAUUUCAAUCCGAAAUUCAUAAUGAAGUUGCUACAUAACCUCGAAUAUUACCCGGCUGAGUCGUUCAAUGAGGCCUUCUGUGCCGAAGUGAUUUCCAUAUUCGAAGAUCGUUUGGCCAGCGAGUCUGAUGUGAAUGAAUUUCAGAGCUUAUUCAGGCAAACGAUGCGCAAGUUUUAUGGCAGAGAGAAACUAUUUUUUGUGCCGAAGUCACCAAAGCAUUGCGGCGAGCUUCGCGCACUCGCACACGAGGAAUGGCUGGAUGAAGUACAGAAGCAGAUAACAAUUUGCAAUGCAGAUUCCUUCGUCAUUGACGAGCCGAUUACAAGAGAACUACUUGAUUUGGUAGCAAAAGUGGCCCGUGUACUGACGCGCGAUGAGACGCAUUUGCUAAUACUUGCACGCGCUGGUGGCAGACAUGUGGAUGCGCUGUACGCAGCAGCGAAUAUGCAACAGGCAAACGUUUAUGUGACGCAAGGUGGCGCUGGAUAUGGGCUGACUGAUUUUUACAACGAUUUAAAAUUGGCCAUGCAAACAGCGGCAAUUGAUGAUCAAUGCACGAUAUUGCUCAUUGAGCAUUGUUGGAUUACAUUUGCACCGGAUAUUAUGAAACCGAUCGAAGCGUUGCUUGAAGGCAGUGAAAUACUGGACCUGUUUGGUGAUGAUCUGGAAUCUAUAGCGAGUUCGCUGAAGCAUGCAGCACAAUUGGAAGGAUUUCCAGAGUCCAUAGGGGCAUACUUUUUGCGAAAAGCCAAGAAGAAUUUGCACCUAAUUAUCACAUUAGACCCAGCCAACACUGCAGUCAAUGGGUUAUUUAGUAAAUUUCCGGCACUUUAUCGCAACAUGGAAAUGUAUUUCGUGCGUAGCGCCUCCUCGGAAACGCAAAAUCAAUUGCCGAAGAAAUUCAUUGAAAUGUUAGGCGAGGCUGCGGGCUGUAAAGGUAGUGUGCCCGUGUUCUCCUAUUUCACUGACGCUGUCGAGAGCUUGGUAAUGCAGCAGGCACCAAAGCGUUACUACCAACUGAUACGUUCCUACUAUUAUAUUUAUGCGAAUUUCGCUAAGGAUAUCAACAAGAGAUUGGAAAAGUUGCAGCAAGGGGUCGACAAGCUGGCCGCUGCACAUAACGUGGUAGAUACGCUCAAAUCAAAUGCUCAUCAACAAGAGGAAGCUCUUGCCGAAAAGCGGAAGCUAGCUAACGAUGCAUUGGAAAUGAUUUCAGCAACUAUGCGCAGCGCAAACGACCAAAAAACCAAUAUGCUUGAACUGAAGAAGAAAACGCAGGAGAGCAGCGAGCAAUUAAAGGAGCGUCAAAAGGAGAUACAACAGGAACUCGCCGAGGUGGAACCCAUACUCGCAGAGGCCAGCGCUGCUGUGGGUCAGAUAAAAUCGGAAGCGCUCUCCGAGAUACGCUCACUGCGUGCGCCGCCUGAGACCAUACGCGACAUACUAGAGGGUGUUUUGCGCUUGAUGGGCAUACGCGACACAUCGUGGAACAGCAUGAAAACUUUUCUCGCCAAACGUGGCGUCAAGGAAGAUAUACGCUCUCUAGAUCCAGCGCAUAUAAAUCCAGAUAAUUGCGCUGCUGUUGAAAAGUUGCUUGACGCUAAAGCCGACUCUUUCGAAAUGAAGAAUGCGAAGCGCGCUUCUGCUGCGGCGGCACCGCUUGCCGCUUGGGUAAAGGCGAGUGUGCGUUACUCGAAGGUUAUACAAAGUAUACGUCCAUUGGAACGUGAGCAGAACGAGCUGCAACGUAAUUUGGAUGUAGCAGAGGAUGAAAUGCAAAGCCUUAUGAGUGGUUUAGAUGAUGUGGACAAUCGCGUGAAGAAAUUGUCAGCUAAAUUGAACUCCUACACGCAGGAAGCAGAAGUGUUGGAGAUCAAACUGGACGAUGCAAGAAAAACUUUGAAUGCAGCGGAAGUUCUAAUCGAAAAGCUUAGCUCUGAGUUUCACACAUGGAGCAUGCAACUGGAUGAAUACAAGGCGUCUUAUAAAACCUUGGAUACUAAAUCGUUGCUCAUUGCUUUGGCCAUCAACUACUUUUCGCAUUUGACAUUGGAGCGUAGAAGCUUCAGCAUGGAUCGUCUACUGGGCGAACUACAACUGCGACCUUUUGAUUUACGUAAAAGUUUGCUAACCGAACAAGAACAGAUCAUCUGGGAGAGCAUGGGUCUCGCCUCGGAUGCACAAAUUAUCGAAAACGCUGCUUUACUGCGCCAAAUGGUGGAUUUACCUUACGGCAGCUACCCAAUACCAUUGGUGCUAGACCCCACGCAAACCGCACUACAUUGGCUGGAGGAAUAUCUACGCUCGAAGUCUAGACCAUAUGACAUAACCACACAAAGCAAUGAACGUUUAAAUUACAUGCUGGAGUUGGCCGUACGCUUUGGCAAAGUGCUAGUGGUGCAGGAUUGCCAACAAGUCCGUCCACCAAUGUUACAGCUACUGCAAGGGCGCCUUUAUGUGAAAUUCGGUAAAAAACUGGUGGAAGUGGGUUCAAAGAAGAUUGAUUUACAUGAAAACUUUCAACUGUUACUCUUCACGAAAACAAAUAAAUUGAAUAUUCAGCCGGAAACUUUAAGCUAUCUAACUUGUAUACCGUUUACGGUGACCGCCAUUGGAUUAGCCGAUCAACUUAUGUCAAAGGCCAUCAUUUUAAAGAACCCAGAGCUGGAGCAGAAGCGCAUAGAGUUAUUGAAAAACGAGGGUGUGCUGUUGAAACAACGCAUUGAAUUGGAAGACAAACUACUCGAAGAACUCUCAACCGCACAAGGCGACAUUUUGAAGAAUGAGAAACUCUUGAGCACACUCAACGAAGUGAAAGAAAGUAGCAAUUUCAUUGAUAAAUCACUGAAAGAGAGUGCGCGCGUUAAGGCGUCACUUCUAUCCGACUUCACCAAGCUGCGAGAGCUUUGUACACAGUCAGCAAAGUUUUACAUUGAGCUCACCGUCUCCUACGAGCUACCAGCAUUGGCGUUUAUACAACUCUUUAUUAAUUCACUGCAGACUUUUGAUAGUCGAAACUCAAAUGAGGCCGACGAACGGCGUAUAUAUGAGCAAUUAGUGUGCGCCACUUUCCAAUAUUUGGCACGUUCAAUUGCACGCUCCAGCCAUUUAUCGUUGGCAUUGUAUAUCUGCAGAAGCGCCUAUCCAGAACGUAUUCCCGCGGCGGAGUGGGAAAUGUUCGUUACGAACUUUAUGGCAGCCGCCGAUGCCAGCACGGGCAGUGUUGAUUUGGGCUCAGUGCAAUUGCCGGAUUUUAUUAGCAAGGAUGUGGCGGUUAAGUUGAAAGUAUUGCUUACACAAGUACCUCAACUUGAGGAGCAGCUGCAAUUUCAAAAGGACUAUGCAUGGCGCAGUUUUGUUGUAGACCAGUUACAAGAAAUGCCAGGCGAUAUAAAAUCCUCAUUUCACCGUGUGCUCAUUGCGCAAAUUUUUCGCCCAGAUCUCAUCCUCACACAGUUACGACGAGCCGCUGCCGAAAUUUUGGGCAUAUCACUGGACUCUGUGGUACAACCUACAGUGGAUCAGCUGGCUGAGGAAAAUACCGAAAAUAAACCUAUUCUUGUAAUUACACAAACGGAAAAUGAUCCAGGUACGGAGAUUAGAAAUGCCGCAAUUAAAAAGAUCGGUUUGGAAAGGUAUACUGAGCUCUCUAUGGGUUGCGGUAUGGAACGCCGCGCGCUGGAGGCUGUACGGCAGGCAGCAGAAGUUGGCAAAUGGAUCUGCAUUAAAAACGUACAUUUGGUACCUGAUUGGUUGUCGUUGCUAGACCGUGAGUUGGAAAUGCUAAGCAAACGCGAAGGUUUCCGCUUGUGGCUUAUUUGUGAAUCCACACGCGGUUUUAGUGAGACAAUUAUGUACAAGUUUGUGAAAGUUUUAUAUGAAUAUCCAAGUGGUAUCAAGCACAAAGUACGUCGUAUGUUACAAAAUUUUGCUCUUAGCGAAUAUCGCAAAAUAUCAAAAGAAGCAAAAUUAGUGAAAAUCCGCUUUGUGAUUUUCAUUGUUACGGCGGUGUUGCAGGAACGUCGCAAAUUCAUACCACAAGGUUGGUCUAAGUACUACGAGUUUGGUGAAGCCGAUUUGAAAGCUGCAUUGGAAGUGCUGCGCUGGUUGGAUAGUACAAUGACUAGUGGUCGCUGUGAUUGGACAAUUAUGCAGCGUUUAUGUGAGAAUGUGGCAUUUGGCGGUAGGAUCAGCAACACACGCGAUAUACAAGUGCUGCAGCGUUACCUGGAAGAGUUCUGCUCUGCAGAUGUGUUGAGCAAUCGCUGGAGUCCUUUAAAUACUAAAAUUGUUGUACCCACAAGUACGCAGGUGCUCGAUUAUAUUAGUGCUACUUCAAAGUUUCCCGAUACUGAUGAUCCGGAAACAUUCCAUCUGUCGAGUUUCACAAACAUAAAUCGUGAAAUUGAGGAUUCGAAAAAAAUUAUUACUGAGUUGCGUACUACUUACUACAAGAAAGUAGAUUGCCCAGAGGAGUCGGUAGAACGUGAAAAGGAAACCACAGACUUAAAGAAAUUGGAGAAACAAAUUAAACCAAUUUUAGCACUUUGGCGUAAGCUAGCCGGUAAAUGCACUGUUCAGAAAACGGCGGAGAAAUUGCAAGCAACUCCGUACACGGAUUCACCAUGGCAACUUUUUAUCAUUUCUGAAUUAGGCACAGCUGUAAAGUGUUUUCAGGAAGUACAUCAGACGCUUUCAUUGGUACAUAAUUGGUUCAAGGCCACCGCUGAAAACGCACGUACUAUUAAAGACAUGCCGUUAUUGCAAACUCUGGCAGAAAAUCAGGUUCCGAGCACUUGGCAGCGUUGUUGGCAUGGUCCGUCAGCGGCUACUGACUUCAUACGCGCACUUGUUUUACGCGGACAAUCUGCUGAACAGCGCUAUCGCUCAGAAAUGCACUUGGAAUUUGGAAAUCAAAUUGAUCUAUCAACUGUUUUCAGUUGUGAGACAUUACUUUCUACUUUAAAAGUUAUUAACUCCAAGCAACUGAAUAUAUCUUGUAAGGAUCUGAAACUAGUGACAUAUCUAUCUAAUGGUACUUCUGAAAUUAGUAGCCAAACUAAAUGCUCUAUUAUUCUCAUCGCUCCGCUUAAGGUGGAUGGCGCUGUUUUUACUUAUGGAAAACUUACGACUAAGGCAAAUUUGGAAAGUCACUCACAGGAAUAUAAAUCAUCUGAGUUCAAAAUUACCUUUGAAGCAUACAAGACCACAGAGGAGAAACAAACGGUUCCGAAACCAUCCGCUGGAUUUUUAAAACUACCUUUGUACUCAAAUGCGAGCCGAGAUAAACUUCUUUGCUUCUUAGACAUUCCAACUACGGAAACUCCUGAUUCGGUAUUAUUGUCGGGAGCAGCACUGAUUGUUCCUGACUUUUAAAUAUUAUUAUUAAAAAAGAUAAAUAAAAUACAUAACAACGAACUGUGUCACAUUCUUCAGUUAAAUAAAA
This is a messenger RNA of Ceratitis capitata (Mediterranean fruit fly), 12877 nucleotides long. RefSeq names its product cytoplasmic dynein 2 heavy chain 1 (gene btv). The transcript is spliced from 35 exons. Bases 1 to 12807 code for a protein of 4268 amino acids. Lineage: Eukaryota; Metazoa; Arthropoda; Insecta; Diptera; Tephritidae. Gene Ontology annotation, molecular function: ATP hydrolysis activity; ATP binding; dynein intermediate chain binding. The record is from RefSeq and is a predicted model, not a curated record. Gene Ontology annotation, cellular component: dynein complex. Gene Ontology annotation, biological process: microtubule-based movement.